UAUUUUGAUUACUGUGCAGAUAUUGUAUACUUUAGUAACCUUUAUUUUACUUUCUUUUACAUGAUAGAUACACUAGUAUUAUUAUGACGUAUAGGUUAAGACUUCGAGUUUAUGCGCUUUAAUGAAAUAUCACUCGCUUGAACUUCGAAGGAAAUCAUCGUGAGGAUAUCUGCAUACUGCAUCUGUAAAUUCAUGCGAGUACCAAUCCGCAUUUGGCCAUCGUGGUGGACUAUAGCCUGAACCCUUCUCAUUCAGACCCGUCUUCUGUUGUGAAGCGGUAAUGAGUUGAUAUGAUAAUGAUCGACAUUUAUAAUAAAAUAAUAAUAAGUACCUAACGUGUACAAGCUUUUUUCUAUACAUUGAGGGCAAAUAUAUAAUCGGUCCACAUUGAAGAAGAUAACUAAUUAAAGUCAAAUAAAUUCAAUUCGUUGAAGUAAGCAAGUUGAUAAAGAAGUUAGAUAGUAACAAAACAUAAACAAUUAUGUACAGUAUAAGACAGUUCUCGUUGAAUUCCACACGCUUGGGAGAUAAUGCCAUUUCCGAGUAAAAACGGUUUAAAAAUCACCCAAAUCGAUGUUAAUGAUGUGAGGUUCCCGACUUCCCUUGGAGGACAUGGGUCAGACGCUUUGCACACGGAUCCCAAUUACUCCUGUGCAUAUGUGACCACGACCACGGAGAAUGGCAAGCAAGGCUUUGGGCUCACGUUCACAUGCGGUCGCGGCACUGAAAUCGUGGUGCUCACGGUCCGGGCCAUGAAGAAGUUCAUCCUAGGUCGCAACGCGGCGGAGAUCUUUGCAGAUUUUGCUGGCUUUUGGCGCGCGAUUACUAACGAUUCUCAAAUGAGAUGGCUCGGUCCUGAAAAAGGAGUGGUACACCUGGCUGUGGCAGCUAUACUGAACUCUUUAUGGGAUUUAUGGGCCAGACUUGAAAACAAACCUUUAUGGCGACUAUUGGUUGAUUUAACACCCGAGGAAUUGGUAUCAACUAUAGACUUUCGUUACAUAACUGACGUGAUAACUAAAGAUGAAGCUAUAAAAUUAUUAAAAGACAAACUUGCUCGUAAAGACGAAAAAGUAAAAGAAUUGUCGGAGAAAGGAUAUCCGGCCUAUACGACUCAAGUUGGUUGGAUGGGUUACAGCGAUGCACUUGUAAAAGAACUAUGUGACAAAUAUUUAGAUCUGGGGUUCCAACAUUUCAAAGUGAAAGUAGGACUUAAUUUGGAAGACGACAUUCGAAGAUGUACUGCCGUACGCAAAUACAUCGGCGACGACAAAGUACUGAUGGUAGACGCAAAUCAAGCGUGGAGCGUUGGAGAAGCUAUCGAAUGGAUGAAGAAACUAGCGCCCUUAAAACCGAUGUGGAUUGAGGAGCCCACUUCACCAGAUGACGUGUUAGGUCAUGCCGCAAUAUCAAAAGCUUUAAGGCCUUACGGUAUAGGAGUGGCGACGGGCGAAAUGUGUGCGAACCGCGUUAUGUUCAAGCAGUUCCUACAAAGUGGCGGCAUGCAGUACUGCCAAAUCGACUCAGCUCGCAUUGGCGGCGUUAACGAGAUUCUCUCUGUUUACCUCAUGGCUGAGAAACUUAAAGUGAAAGUGUGCCCCCAUGCGGGAGGCGUUGGUCUCUGCGAGAUGGUGCAGCAUCUACAGUUUUGGGACUACGCUUGCGUGUCAGGUACUAUGGAAGGGCGACUUAUCGAGUACGUGGAUCAACAGCAUGAACACUUCUACGACCCGUGCGUUGUGGAAAACGCUAGAUAUCUAGCUCCUAAGUUACCGGGAUACAGUACAAAAAUGCUCCCGGAAACACUUAAGAAAUUCUCCUAUCCCAAGGGGAGCGAAUGGCAGCAUAUGUUCAAGGAAGGAAUAUUCCCAAGGCCUGAUGAAGCCGAACUUGUCAACGUGUAAAACAAAAAUGCCUUGAGUUAAAAUAGUAUAUUUUAGUUACAGUGGAAAUAAAGUAAAAAAUUGCUCAAAAAUGGUAUCUUACUGUGUUACUUAAAUCUAGGUAGGACCGUGUCCUGCAUCAGUCGUUAUAUACAUAAUUUGCUUAUUUUAACACAUUUGAUAUGUUUUUAGGUCACACACUUAGAAAAAACCGAAGUAGAAAUAAAACGUUGGUUAAGGCACGUCGCUGGAAGUAAAAUCUUGUUUUGUCAUA
Pararge aegeria (speckled wood butterfly) is the source of this 2157-nucleotide messenger RNA. RefSeq names its product mitochondrial enolase superfamily member 1-like. The transcript is spliced from 9 exons. Bases 531 to 1904 code for a protein of 457 amino acids. NCBI's taxonomy places the organism in Eukaryota, Metazoa, Arthropoda, Insecta, Lepidoptera, Nymphalidae. The record is from RefSeq and is a predicted model, not a curated record. Gene Ontology annotation, molecular function: magnesium ion binding; L-fuconate dehydratase activity. Gene Ontology annotation, biological process: carbohydrate catabolic process; amino acid catabolic process.